Messenger RNA from Ectocarpus siliculosus, 1106 nucleotides. The record is from the annotation of a GenBank genome assembly. NCBI's taxonomy places the organism in Eukaryota, Phaeophyceae, Ectocarpales, Ectocarpaceae.
AGCCUGCAGAAAGCCUCUCCGUUUCUCCCUUGCUACGGAGGCGUUGCGGCUUGCGUCGAUAACCUCAGCAGCCCACAGCAGCCUCGAGACUCCUUCUCUCCCUUGGGUGGGGCUUGGAUCUGACUGGGAAGGAACAGGCUCUCUCUCUUGUUGGCAACGGUCUUCUUCUUGGCUCGCGUGUCAUCCACGCGGUGCAUGGGGGGCUCGUCAUGUCUGUUUCGCCGCAACUGCUCGCUCUCAUGUCCGUCACCCCGACUCGGAGUGGCGGAGUCACCUCCUGGUCGAUCCUCAUGGACUUUAGAUAUCCCUUCCCAUGGGAAACUACGGCGGCGUUCGUUUUGAGGGUGAAGGCUAAGGGACCCCCAGACGAGAUGGUCACUCUGGAGGUGGACCGCAACGUCUUCAAGUACAACGUGCACAUGCCUUGGUACGCCCGGCUAGUCCUCGGAAAGAACAUCAUUUGGCACGACGUUCUUCACGCGAACCCAACCACCAAGACGCUGUCUGAAGAUGGCAUCAACAUGAGCCUGCAACGGCUAGGCACGGUGCGGGACUGCUCAUCGUGGCGGGCAUGCGAGGAUGAUCCAAACGUGACCAUGUACAGUAAGCGAGUGGACUUUGACAUCCGCAUGCCGGUGGGGCCAACGAUCAUGAUGCAGGUGGCGCAGCCCCUCAUGCGAUGGUUCAGGACCAAGAGCCACUUGUGUAGAGAGCUGGAAGUGCAGGCGAUUCGCGAGUUCAUCGAGGCGGAGAAAGGGAAGACGGAGGAGGAGCGGACAGAGCGCCUAGCGAACGACGCGGCAUGGAUGGCAGCCUUGACAGCGGAGGCAACCCCACCCGUGUCUCCCCCCCCUCCUGCUCCGUCAUCCCCCUGUUGUUCUUCGGAAGCAGAUCGGAAGGAACAGGUGCACGCCGAGGAAGAGCAAGCGCAGCCGACAAGGCUAGCGGGAGCCAGGGCGAGGGUGAAGAACGUGGUCUCCAAGGCCAGGGCGAAGCUCGCCAAGGUGGUGGGAGCGGGUGCGGCCGAGAGAUCAAGGUCGCAGGCGGCGACGAGGUCGGCGGCGGCGGCGGCGGCCGGCGCGGCAGCGGACGGCUCGUCAGCAUGA